Molecule: messenger RNA, 577 nt
Organism: Hibiscus syriacus
Lineage: Eukaryota; Viridiplantae; Streptophyta; Magnoliopsida; Malvales; Malvaceae
Product: probable glutathione S-transferase
Exons: 2
Coding region: 14-544 (176 amino acids)
Biological process (GO): glutathione metabolic process
Cellular component (GO): cytoplasm
Molecular function (GO): glutathione transferase activity
Source: RefSeq, a predicted model, not a curated record
ACAGCUUUCAAAAAUGGAAAAUGAAGAGGUUGUUCUGUUGGAUUUAUGGGCAAGUCCCUUCGGUAUGAGAGCCAAGAUUGCUUUGGCCGAGAAAGGCGUAAACUACGAGCACAAGGAAGAAGAUUUGAGCAACAAGAGUGAUUUGCUUUUGAAAACCAACCCGGUUCAUAAGCAAAUCCCGGUUCUAGUUCACAAUGGGAAACCCGUUUGCGAGUCGCUCAUCGCGGUUCAGUAUAUUGAUGAGAUUUGGCCUCACAAACCUCUGCUCCCUCUUGAUCCUUACCAAAGAGCCACUGCUAGAUUCUGGGCUGAUUUCGUCGACAACAAGAUAUAUAGUGCUAGGAACCGGAAAAUAUGGGCAUCAAAGGGAGAAGAGCACGAAGCAGCAAAGAAAGAGCUCAUCGACAGCUUAAAACUGCUGGAAGGAGAGCUCGGAAUCAAGGCUUAUUUUGGCGGGGAACAUCUCGGUUAUGUCGAUGUUGUGUUGAUUCCGAUUUAUAGCUGGUUUUAUACGUACGAAAAGUGUGGGGAUUUCAGCUUCUAAACCGAGUGUCCGAAGCUGAUUGCUUGGAGCAAG